AUGGCAACUAGAACACAAUUUGAGAAUUCCAACGAGGUCGGCGUGUUUGCCAAGCUCACCAACUCGUACUGUCUGGUGGCUGUCGGAGGCUCCGAGAACUUUUAUUCUGCCUUCGAGGCCGAGCUAGGCGACGUGAUCCCUAUCGUGCACACAACCAUUGCAGGCACCAGAAUCGUGGGCCGCAUGACCGCAGGCAACAGAAGAGGCCUCCUUGUCCCUACACAGACAACCGACCAAGAACUCAUGCAUCUGAGAAACAGUCUUCCGGACUCCGUGAAGAUCCAGCGUGUUGAAGAGCGUCUUUCAGCCCUGGGAAACGUGAUCUGCUGCAACGACUACGUCGCUCUUGUGCAUCCAGAUAUCGAGAGAGAAACCGAGGAACUCAUAGCCGACGUUUUGGGGGUGGAGGUGUUCAGACAGACCAUCGCGGGAAAUGUGCUUGUUGGCUCUUAUUGCGCUCUUUCGAACCAGGGCGGUCUGGUUCACCCUCAAACUCCGAUCCAGGACCAAGAGGAGCUCUCUUCGCUGCUCCAGGUGCCCUUGGUCGCAGGUACGGUGAACCGCGGUUCCGCUGUUGUGGGAGCAGGCAUGGUGGUCAACGACUGGCUGGCCGUUUCUGGACUCGACACCACGGCCCCAGAGCUCAGCGUUGUUGAGAGUAUAUUCAGACUGCAAGAUGCACAGCCAGACGCCAUCUCUGGCAACCUCAGAGACACCUUGAUUGAGACCUACACAUAG
Ogataea angusta is the source of this 738-nucleotide messenger RNA. RefSeq lists its product as uncharacterized. Lineage: Eukaryota; Fungi; Ascomycota; Pichiomycetes; Pichiales; Pichiaceae. Gene Ontology annotation, molecular function: ribosomal large subunit binding. Gene Ontology annotation, cellular component: preribosome, large subunit precursor; nucleolus; cytosol. The record is from RefSeq and is a predicted model, not a curated record. The transcript has a single exon. Gene Ontology annotation, biological process: cytosolic ribosome assembly; ribosomal subunit export from nucleus; maturation of 5.8S rRNA. The coding region runs from base 1 to 738 and encodes 245 amino acids.